AUGGUAUCUAUUGUCGAAUCUGUACAUCAUAUUAAUCAACAAAACGAUCAAUCGGCGUAUAAUAGUCAAAAAGAUUUCUUAUUUCUUGAUUCUAAUAACACCUCUUGGGCCGAUGCCCUUCCUCCAAAACAAGGUCUUUAUGAUCCCGAUUAUGAAAAAGAUUCUUGUGGUGUCGGUUUCAUCGUUCACAUCAGAGGCGCUCCCUCUCAUAAAAUCCUUAGUGAUGCCAGAGAUGUUCUCUGUAACAUGACUCAUAGAGGCGCUGUAGGUUCUGAUGCUAGAGAUGGUGAUGGCGCUGGUGUCAUGACUGGAAUUCCCCACGAGUUUUUCCAUCAGGAAACUACUAGAUUGGGUAUCCAUUUACCUCCUCAAGGUCAAUACGCUGUUGGUAACGUGUUCUUUAAACCUGAACAUGCUGUUACCGAAGAAUGUAAACUGAUUUUUGAACAAACCGCAAAAAGUUUAAACUUAAAAGUUUUGGGUUGGCGUGAAGUCCCAAAAAAUGAUUCUAUUCUCGGUCCCGCUGCAAAAUCUCGUGAACCGAUCAUUUUACAACCUUUCGUUACCUUGGCGAGUUAUGAUUCUAAUACUUCUUCAAAUAAUCUUUUAAAUGAUAUUAAAUUUGAAGAAGCUUAUUUUUCUCGUCAACUUUAUCUUCUUCGCAAGCAAACUACCCAUAUUAUUACUGUCAAAAAAUGGUUUUACAUUUGUUCCCUUUCUAACAAAAAUAUUAUUUAUAAGGGUCAAUUGGCUCCCGUUCAAGUCUACAAUUAUUUUCACGAUUUGAAUAAUGUAGCUUAUAAAACCCAUUUUGCUUUGGUUCAUUCUCGUUUCUCUACAAAUACUUUUCCUUCUUGGGAUCGUGCUCAACCUAUGCGUUGGUGUGCUCAUAAUGGUGAAAUAAAUACUUUGAGAGGAAACAAAAAUUGGAUGCGUGCUCGUGAAGGAAUCAUGAAAUCCAAUUACUUUGGUCAAGACCUCGAUUUAUUAUAUCCAAUUAUAGAAGAAGGUGGUUCCGAUUCAGCUGCCUUUGAUAAUGUACUUGAAUUACUCGUCAUUAAUGGUGUAGUUACUCUUCCUGAAGCUGUUAUGAUGAUGAUUCCUGAGGCUUGGCAAAAUAAUUUUGCUAUGGAGCCUGAAAAACGUGCUUUCUACCAAUGGGCUGCUUGUCUUAUGGAACCUUGGGAUGGCCCUGCUUUAUUUACCUUCUCUGAUGGUCGUUAUUGUGGUGCUAGUUUGGACCGUAAUGGUCUUCGUCCUUGUCGUUUUUAUAUUACCACUGAUGACUUAAUGAUUUGUGCUUCUGAAGUUGGUACUAUUAGUAUUGAACCUGAACGUAUUGUUAAAAAAGGUCGUUUACAACCUGGAAAAAUGUUAUUAGUUGAUACUGAAGAAGGUCGUGUUGUAGAUGAUAAAGAAUUAAAAAUAUCCGUAGCUUCUAAAGCAAAUUUCCGUUCUUGGAUAGAUAAAUAUAUGAUUACUCUUGAUCAUGUAAUUGAUAAAAUAAAAUAUACUGGUAAUGGGAUUUCUGUUGAAUUAGAUGAUACUUCGGUGUCUGAGGAUCCAAGAUUACACGCUUUCGGUUAUACCAUUGAACAAUUAAAUCUUUUAGUUUUGCCCAUGUUAAAUGAUGGCAAAGAAGCACUAGGUUCUAUGGGCAAUGAUGCACCUUUGGCUUGUUUAUCUGAUCAACCACGUUUAAUUUAUGAUUAUUUUCGCCAACUAUUCGCUCAAGUAACAAAUCCACCAAUAGAUCCUAUUCGUGAAGAGAUUGUCAUGUCUCUUGAAUGUUAUGUUGGUCCAGAAGGCAAUAUUUUAGAAAUCAAUGAACAACAAACUUGUAGACUUGCUUUAUCAUCUCCUAUACUUUCAAUUGAUGAAUUAAAUGCGAUCAAACGUAUGGAUCGUGUUCAACCGGAUUGGGCUGUUACUACAAUUGAUAUUACUUUCCCAAAACAAGAAGGUAUUCCUGGUUAUCUUCUUGCUUUAGAACGUGUUUGUUCUGAAGUCUCUCAGGCUAUUACAGACGGAUUCAAAGUUGUUGUUCUUUCCGAUGCUGCCGUAAAUGCCGAACGUAUCGCAAUAUCUUCAUUAAUUGCCGUUGGUGGUGUUCAUCAUCACCUUGUUAGAAUUAGGCAACGUUCAAAGAUUGCCCUCAUCGUUGAAACUGCUGAAGCACGUGAAGUUCAUCACAUUUGUGUCUUAUUAGGUUAUGGUGCUGAUGCUAUUUGUCCUUAUCUUGUCAUGGAAGCUAUUUUAAAACUUAAACGUGAAAAUGCUAUCAAGAGUGAUUUAUCUUCAGAGAAAAUUAUUUAUAAUUAUAAGAAGGCUAUAAAUAAUGGUAUCCUUAAAGUCAUGUCAAAAAUGGGCAUAUCAACUUUGCAGAGUUAUAAGGGUGCUCAAAUUUUUGAAGCUCUCGGUCUAGAUGAAAGCGUCAUUGCCCGAACUACAUUUGAUAUUCUGGCGUUGGACGCAAUUACUUUCCAUGAACAAGGUUACCCUACACGUGAUACAAUUAUCCCUCAAGGUCUACCAGAAUCUGGUGAAUAUCAUUGGAGAGAUGGUGGUGAGCCUCAUAUUAAUGAUCCGGUUGGUAUCGCUAAUCUUCAAGAUGCAGUACGUUUAAAAAAUCAAUCGGCUUAUGAUGCUUAUGCUCGUAACGCUUAUGAAAAAAUAAAAAGUUGUACUUUACGUGGACUUUUGGACUUUGAUUUUGAUAAUUCAAAAGCAAUUCCAUUAGAUCAAGUUGAAUCUUGGACUGAAAUUGUUAAAAGGUUUUGUACUGGAGCAAUGUCAUAUGGAUCGAUAUCCAAAGAAGCUCAUUCUACUCUAGCUUUAGCUAUGAAUAGUCUGGGCGGUAAAUCAAAUACUGGUGAAGGUGGUGAAGAUCCUGAACGUUCAAUCCCUUUACCAAACGGUGGUUCUUUACGUUCUGCGAUUAAACAAGUCGCUUCUGGACGUUUCGGUGUCACUUCUUAUUACCUUUCUGAUUCUGAUGAAUUACAAAUUAAAAUGGCUCAAGGUGCAAAACCUGGUGAAGGUGGUGAAUUGCCAGGACAUAAAGUUUCUGAUGCUAUAGGGAAAACAAGAAAAUCCACACCUGGUGUUGGUUUAAUUAGUCCACCUCCUCAUCAUGACAUUUAUUCUAUUGAAGAUUUAAAACAACUGAUUUACGACCUUAAAUGUUCAAAUCCUCGUUCUCGUGUAUCUGUUAAAUUAGUAUCCGAAGUUGGUGUCGGUAUUGUAGCUUCUGGUGUUGCAAAAGCUAAAGCAGAUCAUAUCUUAAUUUCUGGUCAUGAUGGUGGUACUGGCGCUUCUCGAUGGACAAGUAUUAAAUAUGCCGGUUUACCUUGGGAAUUGGGUCUUGCAGAAACUCAUCAAACCCUUGUGUUAAAUGACCUUCGUGGUCGUGUCAUUGUCCAAACUGAUGGACAAAUUCGAACCGGACGUGAUGUGGCAAUUGCUUGUUUAUUGGGUGCUGAAGAGUGGGGAUUUGCAACCACUCCAUUAAUUGCUUUAGGUUGUAUCAUGAUGCGCAAAUGUCAUUUGAACACUUGUCCAGUUGGUAUUGCUACUCAAGAUCCCGAACUUCGUAAGAAAUUUGAUGGUCAACCUGAACAUGUAAUAAAUUUCUUUUAUUAUAUUGCUGAGGAAUGUCGUCAAAUUAUGGCAAAACUUGGUUUCCGAAAAAUUAACGAUAUGGUUGGUCGUACUGAUAAGCUUAAAGUUAAUGAAUCUUUACGUAACGCUAAGACAGCAAAUAUCGACCUUACUCCAAUUUUAACACCAGCAUUCACCUUACGACCUGGAGUUGCUACUCAUAAUGUUCUAAAACAAGAUCAUAAACUUUAUAUUAGAUUAGAUAAUAAACUCAUUGAUGAAUCAGAACCUGCUUUGACAAAAAAACAUAAAGUUGAAAUUGAUUGCGGAAUUCUUAACACUGAUCGUGCACUUGGUACUACAUUAUCCAAUCACAUCUCUAAAAGAUUUGGUGAACAUGGUUUAUCCGAUGGUACUAUUCAUGUAAAAAUUAAAGGUUCCGCAGGUCAAUCAUUUGGUGCCUUCUUGGCUUCUGGUGUUACUUUGGAAUUGGAAGGUGAUGCAAAUGAUUAUGUGGGUAAAGGUCUUUCUGGUGGUCGUAUUAUAGUUUAUCCUCCCAAAGUUUCUACUUUUAAAUCCGAAGAAAAUAUUAUUGUUGGAAAUGUUUGUUUGUACGGUGCAACUUCUGGUAAAGCUUUCUUCAGAGGAAUUGCUGCUGAACGUUUCUGUGUACGUAAUUCUGGUGCCAUUGCAGUUGUUGAAGGAGUAGGUGAUCAUGGUUGUGAGUACAUGACCGGUGGUCGUGUUGUAGUAUUAGGUUCAACAGGACGUAAUUUUGCUGCUGGUAUGAGUGGAGGUAUAGCUUAUGUUUUAGAUAUGUUACAAGAUUUUAAAACUAGAUGUAAUACGGAAAUGGUUGAUCUAGAAACAGUAAAUGACCCAGAAGAAGUUUCAUUCUUACGUGGUUUAAUAGAAGAUUAUCGUCAUUAUACUAAAUCAGAAAUAGCUGAUCGAGUACUGAAAAACUUUAAUCAAGUACUUCCACGCUUUGUUAAAGUUAUACCAGUGGAUUAUAAAGCUGUUUUAGAGAAACAAAAACGAUUAGCCGAAGAAGCUCAAAAGGAAAAGGAACAACCACCAUUAUCCCAAAUUUCUGUAAAAGAAAUUGAACCAUCUGUUGUAGAUAUUGAAGAUUCCAUGGUUGAUGAAGAAGCAGCAAAAAAGAGAUCUGAAAUACUUGAUAAAGUUCGUGGAUUCAUGAAAUACAAACGAAAGGUUGAUAAUUACCGAAAUCCUCUUAAACGUAUCAAGGAUUGGAAAGAAAUUAAUGCUCGAUUGAGCGAUUCACAACUUAAAGUACAAGCUGCUCGUUGUAUGGAUUGUGGUGUUCCAUUUUGUCAAUCUGAUAGUGGUUGUCCGAUCGGGAAUAUUAUUCCAAAAUGGAAUGAUCUUGUAUUCAAAAAUCAAUGGCUUGAUGCUCUAAAUAGGUUAAUGAUGACGAACAAUUUUCCUGAAUUUACAGGUCGAGUGUGCCCAGCUCCUUGUGAAGGUGCAUGUGUCUUGGGAAUAAAUGAAUUACCUGUUAGCAUUAAGUCUAUUGAAUGUGCUAUUAUUGACAAAGGAUUUGAAAUGGGUUGGAUAGUUCCUAACCCACCAGCUAUUCGUACCGGAAAAAAAGUUGCUAUUAUCGGAUCAGGUCCAGCUGGUCUUUCAGCUGCGGAUCAAUUAAAUAAAGCUGGCCAUACUGUUACUAUUUAUGAUCGUAAUGACAGAUUUGGUGGACUAUUAAUGUAUGGUAUUCCUAAUAUGAAACUUGACAAAAAAACAGUACAACGAAGAAUUGAUCUUUUGGCACAAGAAGGAAUUAAAUUUGUAGCAAAUGCCCACGUUGGAGUAGAUGUUGAUGCAGCAAAAAUUCGGCUAGAAAAUGAUGCAUUAAUAGUAGCUACCGGAGCUACUUGGCCAAGAGAUUUACCUAUACCGAAUAGGAAUUUGGAUGGUAUUUACUUUGCUAUGGAAUAUUUACAACUUAAUACACAAAGUCUUUUGGAUUCAAAUCUUCAGAAUGGCAAAUAUAUUGAUGCAAAAGAUAAACAUGUUAUUGUUAUUGGUGGUGGUGACACUGGAUGUGACUGUAUUGGUACUGCUAUGCGUCACGGUGCAAAGUCUAUUGUAAACUUUGAACUCUUACCCGAACCACCGGCAAAAAGGGCUAUUGAUAAUCCUUGGCCACAAUUUCCACGAGUGUUUAAGGUUGAUUAUGGACAUGCCGAGGUCCAAAUGCAAUCUGGAAAAGACCCACGCGAAUACUGCGUACUAUCUAAGGAGUUUGUGUCAGAUGGCAACGGGAAAGUAAAAGGUAUAAAUACGAUACGAGUAGAUUGGUCAAAAGACGGGUCAGGACGCUGGAUAAUGAAAGAAAUACCGGGAACUGAGCAAUUUUUCCAGGCAGAUUUAGUAUUUUUAUCCAUGGGUUUCCUCGGGCCAGAAGAUAAAUUGCUUAAUAGUUUAGGAUUAAAAAUCGAUCAGCGAAAAAACAUUGAGACUCCAAAAGGCCGUUAUUCGACUGCAGUUCCUGGAGUUUUCGCAGCAGGUGAUUGUCGACGAGGACAAAGUUUAAUAGUGUGGGGAAUUAACGAAGGGCGACAAGCAGCACGUGAAGUUGACCAAUAUUUAAUGGGUAAUACGAUACUACCCGUAUCAGGAGGAAUUAAACAGC
Molecule: messenger RNA, 6259 nt
Organism: Cetraspora pellucida
Lineage: Eukaryota; Fungi; Glomeromycota; Glomeromycetes; Diversisporales; Gigasporaceae
Source: the annotation of a GenBank genome assembly